This is a messenger RNA of Solea solea (common sole), 6536 nucleotides long. It is a transcript of the gene znf536, whose product is annotated as zinc finger protein 536. The transcript is spliced from 8 exons. Gene Ontology annotation, cellular component: nucleus. Gene Ontology annotation, molecular function: DNA-binding transcription factor activity, RNA polymerase II-specific; RNA polymerase II cis-regulatory region sequence-specific DNA binding. Lineage: Eukaryota; Metazoa; Chordata; Actinopteri; Pleuronectiformes; Soleidae. Gene Ontology annotation, biological process: regulation of DNA-templated transcription. The record is from RefSeq and is a predicted model, not a curated record. The coding region runs from base 907 to 5442 and encodes 1511 amino acids.
AGAGGAGAGAGGAGCAGCAGCAGAUUUGUCUUUUUUUUUUGUCUCCGGCCUUUGCAGGACGUCUUUCUGUCCUUUAAACAUUUAAAAAAAGAAAAGUUGUGCCAAGUUUAAGUUCAAGAAAAUCCAACAAAACAAGAAAACCAAGGCAGGGGAAAGUGUUUAGCGUGAGUGUGAGGUGCGUAAAAUCCGUGCGUCCAUUUACGCACCACUGCAACACAUACUGUCUGUGUUUUACUGCGCUCCUGGACUUAAAAGAAUAAACAGAGUGAUAGAAAGAAAGAAAGAAAGGAGGGAGAGACAGAAAAGAAGAGGAGUUCCUGAGGAGAGGAGGACUGGAACCACACACACACACACACGCAGCAGCAGCAGCGGCGCUUAUUUACAUUAAACCCGCCACAAGGUUACAGUGCAGAUACACGAGCGUCAUUUUUCUCCUCUUCUUUUUAACACUCGUUACUUGUGUUAAAGCGGUGACUGACGCGCAGGACGCACGGGACGAACGAGGAGGCAUCCACUCAUUUAUCCUGGAGUUUUCCUCUGAAGAGGACACGCACACACACACUGACUGCACACACGCGCGCGUGCUGGAAACACAACACUCUCUGUGAAAAAGGCUGCUGCUUCGUGCUCGCCCCACGUUUUUCCGCAGAGCUGUUGGCGGCGACGGCGGCGACGGCUGCAGCGCUCUUCCUGACACCCGACGCUCGUUGGAGACGCGUGGCAGUCGACGCGCAGGACUCAGUGUGGACCAGAGGAGGAGCUGAGGCUUAACGUCGCUCACACGCCGUCACGCUUUCUAAGAAGCUGCUCAGCCACAGACUGAGGUGUCGUUUCCACGGUGACAGUGCGAGGCCCGUUGAUCCUGACAGACAGGUUGGACUCCAUUAUGCAGUUGGGGUGUUAAGGAUGGAGGACUCUAGUUUGUGUCUUGGUGUGUCAUCGGCAGUGUCUGAUGCUGAUGCCCAUCUGAGCAGUGCAGUCUUAAAUGGCCGCUACCCCAUAAGUCAGAAGCUUCACCAGCUCACUGCCCAGCUAGGACACGCCUUUCCCGACCUACACCGCCCACAGCAGAUCCCAGAAGAGAAAGCAGCGACGCCUUUGGACGACAAGACUCACCACGCAGCCCUGGCUAGUCAACCAAUCAGCAGUCAGAUGGCCCUGCUAGCCAAUCAGCUCAACCGAGACAUCGACGCAGGAGCGCUAAGUGGGUUGAACGGUCGCGUCGACCUGCAGCAGUUUCUCAACGGCCAGAACUUGGGCAUCAUGUCCCAGAUGAAUGAUAUUGAAGAUGACGCCCGCAAGAAUAGGAAGUAUCCCUGUCCACUGUGUGGCAAGAGAUUCCGCUUUAACAGCAUCCUGUCGCUGCACAUGCGCACACACACGGGGGAGAAGCCCUUCAAGUGUCCAUACUGUGACCAUCGAGCAGCUCAGAAGGGCAACUUGAAGAUCCACCUCCGCACCCAUAAGCUGGGGAACCUCGGUAAAGGCCGUGGCCGCGUCAGAGAGGAAAACAGGCUCCUGCACGAGCUGGAGGAGAGGGCCAUUCUGAGGGACAAGCAGAUGAGAGGGAGUGGCAGUCUCAUCCAAGCACCUCCAACACCCCAUCUCAGCCUCAACAGCAGUUCUAACGCUCAUCAGCCACAACUUGGCUCAGCCUGUGGCCUCCUCCCAGCCUCUGGCCUUGCCACUCCAGACACAGUCUCCCAGCCUUCUUCCUCUCCCAAGCCAACUACAACUACUACCCAGGAUGAACAGUCCCUCAACCCAACCACAGGUUUCCGCUGCACCUUCUGCAAAGGGAAGUUUAAGAAGCGCGAGGAGCUGGAUCGCCACAUUCGCAUACUCCACAAGCCCUACAAAUGUACACUGUGUGAGUUUGCUGCCGCCCAUGAAGAGGAGCUGAUAAACCAUGUGGAAAAGGCCCACAUCACAGCCGAGCCGGCGCAGGGACAGGGCGCAGGUGGUGCCGGUGGCAUGCAGCCGGCCACCGAAUUCCGUUGUGACAUAUGUGGACAGGUGUUCAGCCAAGCUUGGUUCCUCAAGGGUCACAUGCGCAAGCACAAGGACUCCUUUGAGCACUGCUGCCAAAUCUGCGGCCGCCGCUUCAAGGAACCGUGGUUUCUCAAGAACCAUAUGAAGGUGCAUCUCAACAAGCUGGCAAUCAAGAACAAACCACCACAACCCAAUGAGCACGACCUGGCUGCUGUCAAUAGCAUGAGCAAUCUGGCUCAGGAAGCUCAUGCUAACCUUUAUUCCCGCUACAUCGCCUGUCUUCAGGGAGGCUUCCUUUCACCAGACAAACAAGGUCUGAGUGAACAACACCAGAUGUUGGCUAAAGCUGGGAUAGCUAUGAAGGAAAAGGAGAUGCUAGGGAAGUUGCUGGGACCCAUGGCAGGAGGUAUGGGCCAUGCACUAGGUGAAAACGAGAAGCGCUCGCUCCUGGGUUGCCUAAACCUUGUGCCACCACUCAAGUCUAGUUGCAUGGAGCGUCUGCAGGCGGCUGCAAAAGUGGCAGAGAUGGAUUCCCUCAGCAGCUACCAAGCCUGGCAGAUAAUGGCACGUGGCAUGGCCAUGGACAGGGCUUUUAUGCCUAAGGAGCAGCAGCAGCAGCAUCAUAUACCCCAAGUGCAGGAAGAUGAGAUGGGUGGUGCUGGAGCCCUGGCUUCUUUCUCAAAGGAAAAACAAGACUACUCCCUAAUUUCUUCUAAUGAUAGCUCCAAGCAGAAGCAGCUCUCAGAUGCCUUGCAGGGAUCCAAGGCCCCCAGUGGAGCCAUGAUGUCCCUGAAGGAGGACGGACGAGGCUUUGACAGUCACCGUGACCUAAUGUCACACCAUGUUAAUGCAGAGGCUCCUGGAGCCUUGGCUGGCUUGGGAAGCCCAAACAUUGACUACAGCCUCUCUGGCCUGAAGGACAAGCCUUCAGAGUGUCCCGACUGCGGCCGUAUCUUCAGAUCAUACCAUCAGAUGGUUGUUCACUCCCGCAUUCACGGCAAGGACAGGAGAGGCAUCGAAGAAGUGCUGCAGCAACAGGGUCUGGAAGAACGCCGCGGAUCAGCCAGUGACCCCGAGUCCCAGUCCAUCAGCCGCUCCACCACUCCCGGUUCCUCCAAUGUGACGGAGGAGAGCGGCGCUGGAGGAGGUCACUCCCAGACAGGAAGUGUCCAGGAUGACAGCCCACAUCCCUCUUCACCGUCUUCAGAUGUUGGCGAUGACUCGGUGAAAGCGGCGGGGAACCUUCAGCCGCCGCCUCCUCAGCACCGUGAGCGCAGUCUGGCCUCGUCCUCUAAAGACUGUCCUUACUGUGGAAAGUCCUUCAGGACAUCCCAUCAUCUCAAAGUUCACCUGCGGAUACACACAGGAGAGAAACCCUAUCGUUGCCCUCAUUGUGACUACGCCGGGACCCAGUCUGCCAGUUUGAAGUACCACCUGGAGCGCCACCACCGCGAGCGUCAAAAUGGCUCUGCCACCUCAGGCCCCUCCUCUGGCCACACCCCCUCUUCUGACCACAAAGAGGAUCAUGGGAAGACAGCUAGCGGUGGCGGCAUCUUUGCCCGACCAGAUGUUCUCCGCAGUGUCUUCAAAGGAAUGCCCCCAAGCCUGGACUUCAGAGCAGGUCCGCUGCUGCCACAUCAGUGGGCUUCAGCUGCAAUGAUGCCCCCCCAUGAGCGCGAACGCGGAGACCGCCGCUUUGACUCCGCCUCCUCAGCAGACAACCUGAAGACAGCCGACGCUCCUUCCUCCCUUGUCUCGACAGCGACAGACAGUCCUGCCAGCUUCUCUGACCUCAGCAGGGCCUACCAAACCAUGAUGGGUAACGGAGUCCACUUUCAAGGUUCCCUUCAGGCCUUUAUGGACAACUUUGUCCUCGGCUCCAUGAAGAAAGACAUGAAGGACAGUCAGAGUCCAGUCCAGCUCCAGGCACAGCUCUACCACGACAACGGUGAGCCCAAAGCCAAACGUGCUGCCUCGGUCGAACAGGACAAAGAAGAAAAGGCUGAAGCCAAGAAGAACUCGGAGCCUGGCAAACCUGGAUCCCAGUAUGAACCACUGGAUCUGUCUGUGUCAGUCCGGCCUGAGUCUGCAUCUGGAUCUCUUCCUGGCUCCUCAGUCACCAUUCACGAUAAUGUGGCGUGGCACAGCUGCCUCUUCUGCUCCUUCUCCACCUCGUCGUUGGAGCUCAUGGCUCUGCACCUCCAGGCCAACCACCUGGGUAAAGCCCAACUUCAGCGGCCCGACACAGGCAAAGAGCUUCACGGCGACACCUCCCUCUUUCACUCUUCCAGCACCAAGACCUCUGGUGUGGCCCUAGACAAAGAUGGAGACCGGGAUGGAGAGAAGAAUCAUGGUGGCUGGAACAAUCACAUGGACCAGAGCUACAACCCCUUCCAGAGUGAGUUCUACAGACGGUUUGGUGGCUUGUAUGAUGGAUCACCAAGUGCCAACCAGGCCCUUCAAGGGUUCAUGAGUUCGGCAGAGCAAGGUCUUGAUCUACACAGCCAUGCUUUUGGAGGAACAUCUUCAGUUGUGGACGACCACGUUGGUGAGCGGAGCUCCCAUGGAGAUGCUGAAGAUGACCAGGUGGGCUCAGAUGACGACGUUGUGAAACCUGGGGUGCACAGCUCCAGUGAGACACCCUCGGCAACUCCCAAGAGACAGCAGCAGCAGAAUCACUCUGACGGAGAGGAAGAGGAGGGGGGAAUGGCUGAAGAGGACGAGGAAAGAGAGGAGGACGGUCAAAUGGACAUGGAGAGAGAGGACGGAGGAAGUCCGGUUUCCGACCACCUCAAACAUCUCCAUGACGACUCCUCCCUGCCUCAGAGGAGCGGAGCCGGUCUGGUAGCGUCUUCCUCCGCCAUGUCUUCGCUCUCUCUGGUUCCCCAGAACCAAACUCUGCCGCUGGAGAAGCAGUGGCAGCAGGGCCUGGGCCUCCUGUCUCCUGGCGCGGGGCUGUUGAAGGCCGAGCAGCAGAGCCACCUGGAGCAGCAGAUGAACAUGCUGUCGGUCCUCAGGGCCUACAGCAACGACAACAUCCCCGCAUUCAACGGUCUCGGAGGCGGUGCAGGAGGAGCAGCUGCGGGGGGCAUGAAGAGGCCGGAUCCACCUGGCCAGAGACCGUUCAAGUGCAGUUACUGCCCGUACAGCGCCUCGCAGAAGGGCAACCUGAAGACUCACGUGCUGUGUGUGCACCGCAUGCCCUUCGACAACACGCGCUACCCCGACCGACGCUUCAAACGCUCCCGCGCCGAGUCCGACGUCGCGGACAAGAACCUCGAUGACGACGACGGCGCCCCUGCCACUGCUGCUGAUGCUGCUGCUGAUGCUGCUGCUGAUGUCACAGCCAAUCAACCGACGAUGACAGACGCAGAUGGACGCCACUCGGAGGUCUCGUCGUGUUGGUCAAUGACGUCUGAAAACACAGACAAACACGGACGUUCACUGUAAAUCUGAGUUAAAAAAUCACUCUUUCUACGUUAAACGUACUCUGUGUGGGUCGUUGUGCGUCGUCUGUGAGCAUUUACUAACAAACUGCUGUCAUGUCCGUGUUUGUGAUGACGAGAUUCACAAUGUUUUUAUCUUUUAAAUAUUGAAACGAUACGGCUCGAGCGCCUGAAACAAAAUCCACUGUCGGCUCAUGUUAUCAGAGCUGUUGAACCUUUUCUCGAGCUGAAAGUUGUCGUGUCAUGUGGUUACUUGUGAGUGCAGGAGGAGAGAAGGACGUUGGAUUGUGUGGCUCGUCUGGAGCCUCGUCUCAGAGAUACCAGACCAUCGUUAACCCCGGGUUUAAGUCUCUGCUCGUCUGGAGAUGUUUUAGCUUCAGCUGGACACUGAACAACUGUCUGACACUAAAGAGCAUCUGCAUCAUCUGCUGCUGAAGCUGAAGCUAAACUCCUGAACGUGUCAUCGUGAAGAGUUCACAGUGUGUAAAUGUGACCGUGGAGCGUUCAAAAGAAACACUUUUAUUUUGAAAUUCUGUGAACUGUCAUCAUAGAUAUUAUUAUUUUUUAUGUAUUUUUCUCAAAAAGUUGGACUUUUUUUUUUUCUCCACAGGACCAAACUAGACACUCAGUGACCCCGAGGUCAUGUGAGUUUGAGUGAAUCAAUGAAUGUUCAUAUUUAGAGGUAAAUGAACGACACCGCUGUGAUUGACAGCUGGUGUCGUCCCAUUGGAGCCAAAUCAGUCAAAUCACAACUCUGGAGGCUUCACCAGGAGAGUUUGACGUACAUCCCAGAGUCAGAGGAAACACUGGGAUUUGUUUCCUGGUUCCUUACACAGCGGAAUCUUGCAUAUUGGACCUUUAAAAAACAAACAACGAGAGAUCAGCCAGAUAAAGUAACACAAGAUCAAUAGAGACGUUUGUUUCUCUCUGAAAAUAACACUUUCAGUGGGGAAGAAGAUCCACAUUUACUGUAUGAGCGACAGACGAGGACACGUGAACACUUCCACUGCUGCUGAGAACAUGACACCAGUGGCUUCCACUUUACAUGUGUGUGUAUGUGUAACACAGUCAGUCAGUGGUGGCAUUAGUGUGUGUGUG